AUGCAAUCCAAAUUCUUGUCCGUUCUUGCCUUGGUGGCCACCGCCCUUGCUGCUUCUGAUGUCGUCACCGUCACAGAAGAAAACACCACUCUUGCUACCAUCACCUCGUGUUCUGGUCACCCAAGCUGUGCUGCUGCUGCUACUACUUCUUCUGCUGCUCCGGUUUCUUCUGCCGUUGCUGCUAAAGCCGUCACCACCUCUGUGGUCACCACCACCGUCGACGGUGUUGAAACUGUCUACACCACUGUGUGCCCAUUGACUGAGACCUCUUCUACUCCAGCUGCUGUUGCUGCUGAAGUUUACCCAAGCUCUUCUGAAGCAGUUGAAUACGUCGAUAUCACCACUACUCCAACUGUCACUGCGUCUACCGGUGUUGAAGCUACUGUUACUGCUCAAUCAACUUUGUUGUCUACCUACUCUGCUUCCAACUCCUCUGUGGCUGCUGUUGCUGACUAUGAAGGUGGUGCCAACAAGGUUGUUGUUGGUGCUGCUGGUUUCGCUGGUUUGGCUGCUUUGUUGUUGUAA
Yamadazyma tenuis ATCC 10573 is the source of this 525-nucleotide messenger RNA. The record is from RefSeq and is a predicted model, not a curated record. NCBI's taxonomy places the organism in Eukaryota, Fungi, Ascomycota, Pichiomycetes, Serinales, Debaryomycetaceae.